Messenger RNA from Gasterosteus aculeatus aculeatus (three-spined stickleback), 1514 nucleotides. It is a transcript of the gene olah, whose product is annotated as oleoyl-ACP hydrolase. NCBI's taxonomy places the organism in Eukaryota, Metazoa, Chordata, Actinopteri, Perciformes, Gasterosteidae. Gene Ontology annotation, biological process: lipid biosynthetic process. The record is from RefSeq and is a predicted model, not a curated record.
CCCGUCAGGAAAUACCAACCGUGGAAAAGAACGUCACUUCCGUCAACUACGUUAUUUCUUAAUCACCCGCUUGUAUUUCCCGGUUUGUGGGUUUCUAGUCUGCCCGAUUCAUUCAUCUGCAUUAAAAUUUCCACAGACAAACCAUAGAAGAAAUAUAACCAGGAAACGUUACUCUUCAUGAGACCACUGUUUUCCUGUAAGAAUUUUAUGAAUCUACCAGCAGUAAACAGAAUGGAAAAGGUGAUCAGCUGUUUCAACAAGAGCCCAGAAGCUGUGGCCCGACUGAUCUGCUUCCCCUGGGCAGGUGGAGGCUCCAUACACUAUGCUCGCUGGGGGAACGUCCUAAACUGCUCCAUAGAAGUGUUUGCCAUCAAGCUCCCGGGCAGAGAGACGCGAGUCAAAGAGCCUUUCUUUGAGAACAUGCAGCAGAUAGUGGACGAGGUGGUUGGUGUGUUGUUACCGGUGCUCAAAGAGAAGCCGUUUGCUCUGUUUGGACACAGUUUCGGGGCUUUCGCCUGUUUUGCCGUGGCAGAUGCUUUGAAGAGACUUCACAACCUGGAACCAGUUCACAUCUUCCUGUCUGGUGCCUCUGCACCUUAUUCAGAGACGCGUAUCAAGACCCCAAAGAGAAGCGAGCUGACCGAUGACGAUUUCCUCAAGUGGUUGGUUUCGAUCGGAGGAACUCCUCCUGAGCUGCUGGCGAACCCCGAAGUCCUGAAGCUUUUCCUUCCCGCCCUGAAGGCCGACCUGCACGUCGUGGAGAACUACAGGUGCCACAAGCCGGACAUUCCGCUCUUCUCCUGCCCCGUCACCUGCUUCGAUGGGAAGGCGGACAUUCCUCACGACUUACAAGCUUGGAAGAGCAUCACGUCGGGCGAUUUCACCGUCAGGAUGCUGGAUGGAGCUCACUUUUACCUCAAGGAGUCUGAAAAUGAAAAAAGCAUAUUAGACUACAUCACCAAGCAAGUGGAGACAUCAGAAAUGGACUAUUUAUGAUGGAGAUUAUGUGUAAUGACUUCACCGUUCUUCUUCUAUAAUUCAUUGUGAUGGAACUCAAAUGAAGGUACAUUCCAGAAGUGUAACGCUGUCGCAAAGAACCAACCAAGAAUCAUUUCCAUAAAUUAUUCACCUGAAUCGAUUGAAUAGGUUAGCGUGUGAAAAAGGAAUUGGUUUGAAUAUGGUGAAAAAUAGCCAUGACGAGCUCUUUAAUUACUUCACUUUAAUAUGUCGAGAACACCUCUCAUGUUAUUUAACAGCAGUUUGAUAUUAGUGAUCCACAAGCCCUCUUUCAUCUGCAUGGAUUAUAUACAAUAUUGAAAAAAAAGCACCCAUGUUUGACUUGACAACCGAUUUACUCCACAAAGAAUGAUUUUUUCACUUUUAUUUCUGAAUAUAUAUUUAAAUUCACAUAGUUAAUUUUUUGGAGGGUGAUUAAAUAUAUGCCGCUGUUUGAGAUGGCAGACGUGUCCACACAGUACCAACCUUCAUUUCUGAAUAAAUAUAUGUCUUUAUCA